Pristis pectinata (smalltooth sawfish) is the source of this 9083-nucleotide messenger RNA. RefSeq names its product transportin 1 (gene tnpo1). Gene Ontology annotation, cellular component: nucleus; cytoplasm. The transcript is spliced from 26 exons. Bases 179 to 2851 code for a protein of 890 amino acids. The record is from RefSeq and is a predicted model, not a curated record. Gene Ontology annotation, biological process: protein import into nucleus. Lineage: Eukaryota; Metazoa; Chordata; Chondrichthyes; Rhinopristiformes; Pristidae. Gene Ontology annotation, molecular function: small GTPase binding; nuclear import signal receptor activity.
AUCAGUUUCUCCACUUACGUAGUAUAUUGUGAUGGUUGGGGUCAUCAACCUGAAAUGAUUUCCACAUUUUCUGCUUCUUUUUCAAAUUUGCAAAAGAUAUAAUAUUCUGCCUCAGUGGUGAAGAUGUUUAGCCAGCAAGUUUGACAUCCAGUGGACGCCUGUGUAUUAGCAAACCAAGAUGGAGUACGAGUGGAAACCCGACGAGCAAGGGCUCCAACAGAUUCUACAACUACUAAAGGAAUCGCAGUCUCCAGACACCGCCAUCCAGAGAUCUGUUCAGCAAAAACUGGAGCAACUUAAUCAAUAUCCAGACUUCAAUAACUAUCUGAUUUUUGUUCUUACAAAGUUGAAAUCAGAAGAUGAGCCCACACGAUCCCUGAGUGGUUUGAUUUUGAAGAAUAAUGUGAAAGCACAUUUACACAACUUUCCAAAUGGGGUGACUGACUUCAUUAAAAAUGAGUGCCUGAGAAACAUUGGUGAUUCUUCACCCUUAAUAAGAGCCACAGUUGGAAUCCUAAUUACAACUAUAGCCUCAAAGGGUGAGCUACAAAAUUGGCCAGAUCUCUUGCCCAAGUUGUGUGCGCUUUUGGACUCGGAAGAUUACAAUACGUGUGAAGGAGCUUUUGGCGCUCUUCAGAAGAUUUGUGAAGAUUCUGCUGAGAUUUUAGACAGUGAUAUCCUGGACAGACCCCUCAAUGUCAUGAUUCCUAAAUUUCUGCAGUUUUUUAAACAUAGCAGUUCCAAGAUAAGGUCUCAUGCUGUUGCCUGUGUGAACCAGUUCAUUAUCAGUAGAACUCAAGCUUUGAUGUUGCAUAUCGACUCUUUCAUUGAGAACCUAUUUGCAUUGGCUGGAGACGAAGAAUCGGAAGUACGAAAAAAUGUGUGCCGUGCCCUUGUUAUGCUGCUUGAAGUCCGAAUGGAUCGGUUACUUCCUCAGAUGCACAACAUUGUUGAGUACAUGUUGCAGAGAACACAGGAUCAAGAUGAAAAUGUGGCAUUGGAAGCUUGUGAGUUCUGGCUAACAUUGGCUGAACAGCCCAUAUGCAAAGAUGUACUUUCUGGGCAUAUGUCACUGUUAAUACCUGUCCUUGUGAAUGGGAUGAAAUAUUCAGAAAUAGAUAUUAUUCUUCUUAAGGGUGAUGUUGAAGAAGAUGAAACGGUUCCUGAUAAUGAGCAAGAUAUUAAGCCUCGCUUUCACCGAUCCCGAACUGUUGCGCAACAGCAUGAAGAAGAUGGAAUUGGUGAAGAGGAGGAGGAAGAUGAUGAUCUAGAUGAUGAUGAUACAAUUUCUGAUUGGAAUUUAAGAAAAUGUUCUGCUGCUGCAUUGGAUGUGCUGGCUAAUGUUUUCCGGGAUGAAUUGUUGCCACAUGUUUUGCCAUUGCUGAAGGAACUGCUGUUUCACCCAGAUUGGGUGGUGAAGGAGUCUGGAAUUCUGGUGCUUGGAGCUAUUGCUGAAGGUUGUAUGCAAGGAAUGAUACCUUACCUGCCAGAACUUAUCCCUCACCUUAUUCAGUGCCUCUCUGACAAGAAAGCUCUUGUGCGUUCUAUUACAUGUUGGACGCUCAGCCGCUAUGCACAUUGGGUAGUAAGUCAACCCCCAGACACUUACUUGAAGCCAUUAAUGACCGAACUGCUGAAACGCAUCUUGGACAGCAAUAAGAGAGUGCAAGAAGCUGCCUGCAGUGCUUUUGCUACCCUAGAGGAAGAGGCUUGCACAGAGUUGGUGCCAUACCUUGGUUAUAUACUUGAUACGCUUGUUUUUGCUUUUAAUAAAUAUCAGCACAAGAAUCUUCUAAUUCUGUAUGACGCUAUUGGAACUCUUGCUGACUCAGUUGGGCACCAUUUAAAUAAACAGGAAUAUAUUCAGAUGUUGAUGCCUCCACUCAUUCAGAAAUGGAACAUGUUGAAGGAUGAAGAUAAAGAUCUUUUCCCCUUACUUGAGUGCCUGUCUUCUGUUGCCACUGCCUUGCAAUCUGGUUUUCUUCCAUACUGUGAACCGGUAUACCAGCGUUGUGUAAACUUGGUCCAAAAGACACUUUCACAAGUUAUGUUGCAUGGUUCUCAACCUGACCAGUGUGAGGCCCCAGAUAAAGAUUUUAUGAUUGUGGCACUUGAUUUAUUGAGUGGCCUGGCUGAAGGUCUUGGAGGAAGUAUUGAACAACUAGUAGCACGGAGUAAUAUCUUAUCGUUAAUGUAUCAGUGUAUGCAGGAUAAAAUGCCAGAAGUACGGCAAAGUUCAUUUGCUUUGUUGGGUGAUUUAACAAAGGCUUGUUUUCAACAUGUGAAGCCUUGCAUUGCCGACUUCAUGCCAGUUCUUGGAACUAAUUUGAACCCAGAGUUUAUUUCAGUGUGUAAUAAUGCUACGUGGGCAAUUGGAGAGAUCUCUAUUCAGAUGGGGAUUGAAAUGCAGCCUUAUGUUCCAAUGGUCUUGCACCAGCUGGUGGAAAUCAUCAAUAGGCCUAACACACCAAAAACAUUACUGGAAAAUACAGCAAUAACAAUUGGUCGUCUUGGUUACGUUUGUCCUCAAGAGGUGGCCCCCAUGCUACAGCAGUUUAUAAGACCCUGGUGUACUUCCCUGCGAAACAUAAGGGACAAUGAAGAGAAGGAUUCUGCUUUCCGUGGCAUUUGCAGUAUGAUUGGUGUCAAUCCAGGAGGAGUUGUGCAGGACUUCAUUUUUUUCUGUGAUGCAGUAGCAUCUUGGAUUAGUCCAAAAGAUGACCUUCGUGAUAUGUUCUACAAGAUACUUCAUGGCUUUAAAAAUCAAAUUGGGGAUGAGAAUUGGAGCCGUUUUUCAGACCAGUUCCCACCUCCUUUGAAGGAACGCCUUGCUGCGUAUUAUGGAGUCUAGCUGUGUACGCUGUUGUCAACCUAUAUUGGUGGUCUUUCAAGCUGGGAAGUCCAUAGGGAGCCUCUGCACCCAGGGAAAAAGUUACCCUUUACGGGGGGGGAAGGGUAAACCAGUGGGACAUAUAGUACAAUCCCAACCCUACUGGGACGGGUGGGAGGGAGGUGUUUAGCCGUCGCACUGUUCAGUCGACAUUGGGGAAAGUUAAACCCUGAAGUCUUUUUCGAUGGACAUUUGUCUCUUCUUUUUAGAGCUUUUCACCAGAAGAGAAGAAACAAAGGAAGACAUCUGACCCAUAAACAUCAUGUUUCUGACAAAGGGAAAAUGCAACAAAUGCAGUAAUGUAGGCUUCAAAAGUGGGUUUAAUUGCAGAGAGAAAAUCAUAAUCAUUAGGUUAAAAGUCGACAGCCAGAGAUAUAGGGGUUUUGCAUUCAGACUAAGGCUGAAAGUAAGAAUUAAGGAAACACUUGGGGAUUAAUAGGUUUUUGCAUGAUUUUAGGAGAGCUAAAAAUGACAGUGUUAGUGCAAUUCAGAAGAGCAGCUUGUUUCCAAGAUAAUGAACGCCUAUGUAAAAUCAUAGCUGUGAAGAUGUAAGUUUCUGAUUAAGUAACAAUUUCAAUCACAGUGAAUGACAAACGAUUGGUAACAACCUAAAAUAGCUCGGGAAACCCUAAAAUAGUAAUUUUUUUUCAUUGAGUGGUACGUGCAUAUUGGUUAAAGUUUGACAUAUCUUUUGACAUAGUUUUGCAUUAAAAACACGAAAGAUAGUAUAAGUAAUUGGUUAAAAUUCCAUAGUUCAGAUUUUUCUUUCUAAACAACAUCUUCGUAGUGUACAUGUUCUAUUAAGGUGCAGGCAUGUAACUUGGUUCACUGUGGUUAGCAGUAAGGUUGCUUUGUUUAGUGAGACAUUGAGCUAGCAUGUGUGCAUCAUAGAGAGUGGAAAUGGUAAGGAUUCUUUCCCACUAGAAUGUUUCUAGUGGUAUGGCUCAACAAUAUUACUUAAUAGAUUUUGUGUAAAAUACCCCAAGUUUUUCAUAUAGGAUUUUAAUUUCUGUUAAGGUUAUUCAUAGGUAUAACCAGUUUAUAAGGAUUUGAAGUAUCUUUAGGAUCCACUAGGGUUAAGAUUGUUAUUGUAUUGUGUGUAACCUACACAAUGUGGAAAGUUGAAAUCUCCAUGCAAAUCUGUUGCCUCUGUGCUGUCAGUGUGAUGUGCUUUUUGCAUGGUUAUAUACUAUUGAAAUUAUAGAACCUCCAUAAAAGAAUUAUGUAGUAAGGCAAUUGAAGGCUGCAUAAUUAGAUGACAUAUAAGGAAAAUGUACAAGUGUAAGAGAAAGGUUUGCUUUAUUUAGUGUUUUAAUCAGACUUGAUUGGUAAUAUUUUUGUUUAAAGCAUGAUCUCAUGAGAUGCUUACUGUCCUUAAGCAGGAUAGGUCAAAAUUUCAAUCUGAAAUAUUUGAAACAAAAAUUGGCACAUUGGUGGCCCUUUGUGCCAUUAAAGCUGCAGGAGUACAAAAUGGAAUGGAUCCGUUUUCCUUUAAUUUGUUCCACUUUAUGUUGCUUUCUAUACUCCUUUGUGUAAAUAAAUCCUUUUACAUUGAAUUCUGUCCCUUCCCCCUAAUGUGUAUUUUGUUGUAAAUCUUUUUUAUUUUUUUAUUAUUAUGUACUGUGAAUGUGGAAAACAAAACAAACUGGUACACUUGACCUUUGUUAUGCGUGAGUCUUUUGUAAUAUGUUAACUGUCUGAUCCCAUGAUGGUUAGAAUUUUUUUUCAGAUGGGACACACCCUCCCCCAGGGAAAACAGCAGCUCUGCUGGUCAGAGUAUGGAGCCCUGCACUACUUCUGGAGGCUGCAAGGCUAGAUUAAGAUAUACAGCAAAUAAUUGUAAUGCUUUAAAAGCCCUGACAGCUUUUCAUAUUUUUAGGUUUUCCUCCAUUACAUAUUUUGCUACACAAGACAGGGAGAAAAGACUGAAUGUUUGGCUGAUUUUUUUUUUUGCUGCUUGCUUUUAAGUUUUGUGUGCAAUGACUGGGAUAACUAAUGCACUGAAAAACACAGGCUUUCUGUGUGUGUGACUGUAUGUGUGUGUGACUGUGUGAGAGACUGAGAUUGUGGCAAGGAAUUCUGUAGUUACAGUGUGCUUCGCACUGCAUUGUGGCUUAUCAUUUUCUUAAAAAUUUGCAUGAAAGAAUGCCGUUUAUACAUUCCUUUUGCACAGUUUGGAAAGUGAUUUGAAGAGCUUGGCAUUUAGUUUUUCAUAAUGCAUAUUAUGUACAAAUCCUUUAAUAUGCUGGUUAACUAAACCCUUCAGUAAGUUCCCAUCAACUUGCAUGGCCAUUUCCAUAAGUGCCAGAUUCAUAAACUUGCAUGUAAUGUACUUUAAUUGCUAAUGCAUAAAUGAUUAGAAAAUAAUUGCUCAGGUUAUUACAAAACAACUCCUUAGCUGCUGUUAGAAGCUAUUCUAAGAGAAAUGUAUUUGCAUGUUGUUCAUAGGUUUAAACCAAAAGAAAUUUCUCUGCUCAGUACCUUCAGUUGAUUCCAAAAAGUGCUUAAUGUGCUUCUGGUAUAAAAGGGUAUUUUCUUCAGGUCAGAUAUUGCCUAACCAGGAAUAUAAUAUUUCCUAUUAGAUUUGUAUCACUUUAUAUAACAAAACUCCCAUAAUUAUUUGGAUUUAAAUCACUUCAGUGUUCAGGUAUAAGGAACAAAAGUUACAUAAUUGUAACAGCUUUGAUAGAAUUAUAAAUGUAUUUCCCUGGGAUGGAGGGUUUUUGAGGAGGGGUGAAAAUAAAGAUUAGACUUGCACAAAUGAGAUUCUUUGCUUUAAUUCCAGGCACUCUGGCCAGUCACUUUGCUGAAGAAAACACUAUAAUAUUGCAGUAAUGCAGCUGUUGGAAUGUCAGGAGUAAUUUUAUUACUGUAAUAUUAAACUAUACCUGCUAAAAUAAAAUAAUUAAAUGUUUUUGCUUGUGUUCUCCCUUUAUCCCUGUUCUUUCAAUUUUGUAUGUUUGUUUCUAACCCCAAAAAACUUUUAUGCUAAAACACCAUUCCAAAUGUUUUAGUACAAAAAUACUAAUAUUUUUCAACCUCCUGAUAAGACCACCUAUUCGAGAAAUUGAAGACCUAUUUAACGUCAGUUCCAAAGACCUAAAAUAAUGUGCAAGUUACAAGACUGGUCUUAAAAGAUUAUUUUGUUACAUCAGAAUCCACUAGCAGUCUGAUGAAUUUUUAUCCCAAGGAUAUGCUUCAAUAACAUAAACUAAUCUUGGAUAAUUAAGGUUGAUGUAUAUUGUGUUUUGGACAGCUAAACUGAAGUGCUCAGAAGGCACAUUUUGCAUCUUUUUUGCAUCUACUACCAGUAUUCAGAUUUGAACAAUAGCUAUAACAAAUCUAAAUGCAGUAUUGAGGCAUCAUUUGAUAAGUCCAGCUCGGGCUAAUGUUUUUUAUAGUGGAAAUCCACAGUUAAUAGUACAAGACCAUUUAUUUUCUUAGACAGAUAUUUCCUAUCGAAUAAUUUUGUGCAAACAGACAAUGGUCUUAAGUAUGAUACUUUAAAUGUAUUUGUCCCAUUUGACCUUCAUUGAAAACUCCAAUUACAUUUGCAUACAACUUCUACAUAAUUGGUUUGUAAUAUCCUAAAUUACAAUUGGUUCCAGCACAUUGAAAAGAAUGGAACAAUCAGUAUUGUUGCUCCUUGCGUUUUGUCUUCAUUUUCAGUUUUGUUGUUUCUUCAUUUAAAAAUUUAGGCCAUAAUGAACAUUUACAUGAAUUGCUACUUGUCUCAUUCUGGUGUUUGUGUGGAAAUGGCAAAUAGUGUAAUAUUUUUCUCCGGUCUCUUAUCUGGUAUACCUUUGUAAUAAAAAGCCAAAAAUCCUAUCUGAGUGAAUUGACAAUUUGCUAGCAAAACAUAUUCAUUUCUCUGAUGUUUUCUAAAUUAUAAUUGAACACGUUAUAAUUGAAAAUAUAUUUUUUCUAAAUGAGUUAGAAACCCACAUGGCACUUUACAACGUCACACUUAACCGAGCUUCCGAUGAAUAAUUGCUCAACAGAGAAUGCUGGAAAUACUCAGGUUGGGCAACAUCUGUGCAGAAGGAAACAGAGUUAAUGUUUCUUGUUGAUAACCUUUGCAUCAGAAAUUAGUUAAGCUAUUCAAGCAGCUGAUGUUAAAAUACAAAGCAGGUGAUGCAGUAGUAACCUAGCUCUCUAAACUCCAUGUAGAACGCAGCAGAAAAUAUUCUCUCCACUUUAAAGUUGCAAAGUUAUAAUCGUAACUGAUUUAAAAUUAGAAUUUUGGGAAGCAUGUUAAGAUGUGUGAUGUUGAAAACUGCUUAACAUGUGGUAACAAUGAAUUGUAACCUUUUAAUUUUCAUAUCUAGUUAAAUAUUUGUGGGAAAAAAAGUUCAUGCAGUGAAAUUUAAUUCACUGAAUCAUGCUAUUCAUUUAAAUCAGUUUUAUUGUUGCCUAUUAUUAAGAUUUAGAAUAUUUUUUGAAGAAAUGUAUGUUUGUACCUAGUAAUAGAGACAGUGAAUGUAUGCAAAUUAUUUUUAAUAUUGAAUUCUGUCCACUUUCCUCACCUUAUUUUAACCUAGAAAAUGGGAUUGUACAUUCAUUUCCCCUUUUCUCUCCCUGGUUUAAGUCAAUUUGUGAAAUUCCUGGAGAAACUUAAAAACUGAAAAUGAAAAAGCUGAAUUAUUUUCAAAUUUGCAUGCACAGUGCAUUGUUGAUGCAUGAUUAAGAUUGAUAACAGCCUCCCAUUCAAGGGUGCACAUGUAAAACACAAAGGUUCAACUACAUUCAUAUUGCUGAGGAUUUUGAAAGGAACAAAUGGGUUCUGUCAGAAUAGUUCCAUGCUCCAAUCAAAAGUUUAAGAAUAUAAACAUUUUUGCACAAACUAAAUGCAUCAUGGGAUAUACAGCACAUUAUGGUUGCUUGCUCUGUAGAUGUACCACAUGGUUUUUGAGUGUUGGAAGAAUGUUGGAGUCAUGAGAAUUAGUCUCAUCACAUUCCGGUGUAUCUGCCUUUUUGGCAUGCUAAAGCACGGCUUGGUUUGUCUGCUCCUCACACUGAAUGGAGUGCUCUGUGUGUGCUGUCUUUGCAGAAACGGCCGCUGCUAUUGAUGUAGUUUUUCUACUUGAAUAUUUUUGUUGUAGAAAUCUCAGGUCAGCAUUUAACUGUUUUAUAUAAGCCUUUUACCUUCCCUUCCUGUUUGAGCUUCCCUCUUGAAGGGUUCUAACAGUGCAUUAUUUAGCUAUGAUGGAUGAUUCAAGUCAAUCUUCCUUUAUACCACUGAGUCAAUUCACAUGGUUUUACUCUGUUCAAAAUAUGGUCAUAGCCUGAAAUGGAACUUUGGUGUUGUGCUCACUUACACGUUUCCCACAUGUUCUGCAGUAUAGAUGGUUCGGGAAAACAGUAGUUUCCAACUUGAUCAUUAAAUGGAAGUCUGCAGCUGCAAAACUUUACAGAUUUUAAAUUAAAAACUGCAUAGCAUUGAACUGUUUUGUCAGUAUCUAAACUUGAAUUAUGUAUUACCUCAUUGUAAUUGGGACCUGUGAAGAAUGAGACUGGGUCAUGCUGUGGAUAAUUUGUCAGUUAUUAUAGCUGAAUGUGACACUUGUGAAGUACAAUACUGUAAAUGUCUAUGAUAUUUGUAUCAAAACAAAUGCAGUGAUGGCUUAGUGGCAUUUUUGGUCUUCACUCCCUACUAAAGCUAAGAACUUGAGAUGGCAAAUAGUCUCUUGAACUUUAAUGGUCACAUUCUAUGUUACCAGCUAGUUAGAGGUGUUGACAGACAUGUAGUUAUCAUGGUAAGUUUUAGAAUUGAAAAGUAACUGCAAUUAUGCAUGGGAGUUUUCUGAAUUGAAUGACCAAAGGAUUCUUUUUUUAAAAAGAGCUUCACACACAAGUAAUGUGAUGUUAGAAUUUGUCCUUCAAAACUUAUCCUGCAACCCCCUCAAGCGCAAUGAAUAUAAGCAACAUUUCUUGGAAGUCUGCUUCUGUGUAAACUUGACAAAACUUCAUUUGGAAUAGAAACAUGGUUUUAAUUUUUGAUAAGCUGCUGAAUUUUGAAGAAAGUUUUUGGGGCCACCAAAUAUUUUGGAUCAUGCAGAGAAUAUAUAUUGUAUUGAUCUUAUGUAGUUUUUGUAAUGAUAAAUGUUAGUUUGUAAAUUGUAGUGAACUAGUAGAUGUUAAUGUUAACCACUGCUAGGAAAUGUACGUUCAAAAUAAAUCACCUUAAAGCUGA